Molecule: messenger RNA, 1302 nt
Organism: Dracunculus medinensis (Guinea worm)
Lineage: Eukaryota; Metazoa; Nematoda; Chromadorea; Rhabditida; Dracunculidae
Source: the annotation of a GenBank genome assembly
AUGCAGUCGUCAAACGAUCCUGCUGCUGCUAACAAUAACAGCAAUAAUAACAGUAACAGCGUCAACCAACCGAGCUGCUCGAAAACUUCGAAUCAGGGUGCACCAUCAAUGAAUUAUCAAGUGACUCCUGAAUUAAUUCAAUAUGUGGACAGUUUCAAAUUUCCAUAUAUGAAUGAUGUAAGUAAGUAUGAAAAAUUGACUAAAAUUGGUCAAGGAACAUUUGGUGAAGUUUUUAAAGCGCAGUGUCGGGAAACUAAACGAAUAGUUGCCUUAAAAAAGAUAUUAAUGGAAAAUGAAAAAGAAGGAUUUCCAAUCACAGCUUUACGAGAAGUUAAAAUGCUUCAAAAAUUGAAACACAAGCAUAUUACUGAACUAAUCGAAAUUUGCAGUGAUAGAUCGUCUCCAAGAAAUCGGGAACGCACUACAUUUUACUUGGUGUUUGCUUUUUGUGAUCAUGAUUUGGCUGGUUUAUUGUCGAAUUCAAAUGUUAGAAUAACACUUGUUCAUGCCAAAACGCUCAUGAAACAUCUACUAGAAGGCUUAUAUCAAAUCCAUUAUGCAAAAAUAUUGCAUCGAGAUAUGAAAGCUGCUAAUGUUCUGAUUACAAAAGAUGGUAUACUCAAAUUGGCCGACUUUGGAUUGGCUAGACCAUUAUUCACAAAAAUACCAGGUCAACCUGAACGUUGCUAUACAAACCGCGUUGUUACUCUUUGGUAUCGUCCUCCAGAACUUUUACUUGGGGAGCGUCACUAUGGACCACAGAUCGAUAUGUGGGGUGCUGGAUGCAUUAUGGCUGAACUGUGGACACGGACCCCUAUUUUGCAGGGUGAAAGUGAACAAAAACAGUUGUUCCUUAUUUCUUACCUUUGCGGGAGUAUUAAUGCACAGUCAUGGCGUGGAGUCGAAAAUCUUCCUUUAUAUACGCGACUGGAAUUGCCACAGAAUUAUCGUCAGUGUCUGUACAUAUUAAACAUUUUGAAUUUGUAUCAUUUCUUUAGAUUGGAAUUUCAAUUAUUUUUUAAUAGUAAUGACGCCUUAAAUCUUAUUGACAGUUUAUUGGUACUUGAUCCCGCAUCACGUCUAAGUGCUGAACAAGCACUUGAUCAUGCAUUUUUUUUUACUCCACCAUUGCCUACACCUGACGUCCGCGACUUGAUGAGUACAAUAACGACAAAUCUUUUUGAAUACACGGCUGGUCGUGGUGCUCAUACAGGUCGCGGACGUGGUGGUCACGGCCAACGUCAAAAUCCACGUGCACCAAACGCUUCUAAUCAAGGACAAUUCAUGGAUUUAGUUUUUUAA